GGACCUGAAACAACUCAAGAAGAAGUCUUUGAAGGUGCCAUGAGGCAACCUGUGCAGGAUUUCUUAGAUGGAUAUAAUCGCCUUAUUUUUACAUAUGGUGUUACAAAUGCUGGGAAAACCUACACAUUCCAAGGGACAGAAGAUGAUGUUGGUAUUCUGCCAAGGGCAAUGGAUAUGUUGUUUAAAAGCAUUCGAGGAAAGUUAUACACAGCAAUGGAUCUCAAACCCCAUUGUUGUAGAGAUUAUAUAAAGCUGACUGAAAACCAAGUGAGAGAAGAAAUUGCUAUUAAAAAUUCAAUACUUCGCCUAACAAAAGAGGUAGACCAUAGAAAUAGCACCACCAACAAAGCACCGGCUGAUUCCAAGGAUUUGGAACAGCUCUUAAAAGACUCGGAGCAGUCUAGCCCAACUGUGAAAAAUGACAUGAAGUUUUCUGUUUGGGUUUCAUUUUUUGAGAUUUACAAUGAAUGUUUUUAUGAUCUCCUGAUUCCUAUAUCAAAUGAGAAGAAAGGAAGGACGCUACGCCUUGCUCAAGACAUCAAGGGUUGUUCGUAUGUAAAAGGUCUGCAGUGGGUACAGAUUUCUGAUUCUAAAGAAGCUUUUUGACUUCUAAAACUGGGGUUGAAACAUCAGAGUACUGCAAGCACGAAACUAAAUGCUAACUCCAGCAGGAGUCACAGCAUAUUCACAGAUAAAGUAUUGAAAAUUGAAGAUUCAGGAGCACCAGAAGUGAUUGGAG
Neopsephotus bourkii (Bourke's parrot) is the source of this 739-nucleotide messenger RNA. RefSeq names its product kinesin-like protein KIF20B. The coding region runs from base 40 to 606 and encodes 188 amino acids. Gene Ontology annotation, molecular function: microtubule motor activity; ATP binding; microtubule binding. The record is from RefSeq and is a predicted model, not a curated record. The transcript is spliced from 6 exons. Gene Ontology annotation, biological process: microtubule-based movement. NCBI's taxonomy places the organism in Eukaryota, Metazoa, Chordata, Aves, Psittaciformes, Psittacidae. Gene Ontology annotation, cellular component: microtubule; nucleus; kinesin complex.